AUGUCACUGCUAUUGAAGCUGAUUGCUCAAGGGACAAGGAAGGCUGUUUCCAGUGAGAUGCCACAUGGUUCAGCACAGGGUCCGUUAGUUUUCCUGCAACACAUCAAUGAUUUAAAACUAAAUACAGGGGACAGGAUUAAGAAGUUUGCAGUUGAUAUGAAAAUUGCUUAUGGAUUUAUCAUGAGGAACAAAGCUGUAGACAGCAAGACGCAAAAAGCCACGGGAAAGACCCUUUUCGAUUGUGUCUGCCAACGCCUGAACCUUGUUGAGGAGGAUUACUUUGGAAUGGAGUUCAACAAUCGCUCUGGGAAUAUGGUUUGGUUGGAUCUCUUAAAACCUGUUCUAAAACAAAUCAAAGGUGAGAAGAAAGUUCUGUUUCAAUUUGUAGUGAAGUUCUUCCCCCCUGAUCCAGGGCAGCUCCAAGAUGAAUUGACAAGGUAUCUCUUUGCUCAGCAAAUCAAACGGGACCUGCUUGCUGGAAGACUUCAUUGCAAUGAGAACAGUACCGCACUGUUACUGUCUCACAUCAUCCAGGCUGAAGUUGGUGAUUUUGAUGAAGAACUGGACCAAACGCAUUUACAGUCCAAGAUAUAUGUUGCAAACCAGGAACGGCUAGUACACAAAAUAAUGAACUUUCACCAGAAGCUCGUAGGGUUGACCUCAGCGACCUCUGACCUUCGCCUUCUCGACACGGCACGGAAACUGGAGAUGUAUGGUGUCAGGCUCCAUCCAGCCAAUGAUGGUGAAGGAACACAGAUCAAUCUGGCUGUUUUACAUAUGGGCAUAUUGGUCUUUCAGGGCAAGACAAAGAUCAAUACAUUCAACUGGGCCAAAAUACGCAAACUGAGUUUUAAGAAGAAACAUUUCUUUAUCAAGCUCCAUUCCAACAUUUUUACCGCCUCAUGCAAGGACUCCUUGGAAUUCCUGAUGGCAAGUCGUAAUGCGUGCAAGCACUUCUGGAAGACCUGUGUUGAAUAUCACGCUUUCUUUAGGCUUCCUGAAGAACCCAGAUCAAAACCCAAGCCCAUUCUUUACAGCAAAGGAUCCAACUUUCGCUACAGUGGAAGAACACAAAAGCAACUGGCUGAGUAUCUUAGCAAAGGAGAUUUUAAGAAAGUGCCAUUUGAAAGGUCAAGGGAUUGCCACAUGACCUUCAGGGCAUUGGGCAACCAGGAGACAUCCAGGAUAAGGUGGGGCCAAAGGCAGCACAGAGAUAGGAAGGAGUUGGCAGUGGAGAUUGUGUUUAGCACUGAACUGGAGAGGUCCAAGCCCGAGGCGGACCCAGCAUCAGAACCUCUCUCCAGCCGUAAUGUCUCCAUUCCCUCCAUCAGUGACACUGGGGCCAAGAAGGAUCCGGUGCAACUGCAAAAAAGUAGGUUACAGUUUCUGACUAACCGUACCAGGAAGGACACUGAUGCAGCAGAGUUAACAUGUGGGAACGCACCCAAGUUCACAAUAGGGAGCCAAUGCAUCAGCGAUAAUUUCCCGAAUUCGGACACUUUAAUGGAUGGAUCUCUCCAACCGAUGCGGCACACGUCAACGGAGGAAGAAAUUGUUAGACUUUCGGGUGUAGCUCGCCCAGUCAGCUUACCCGCUUCUAGCUUUUUAGCCAAUUAUGGGUUCUACCAGCGGGCUGUGAUGAGGGGUAGCUAUGGCAACACUCUGAAUGCAGUGAAGGAGGAGGACAACCAACAGGAUGACAGUUUACUGCCUUCCAAAAGGUCACGCAGCCAAUCGGAUGUGAAGACCCUCGGCCUAGGACAUGUGCCAGAGUUAAGGCCCCUGGCUCACUUGUUGCCCUUAGGUCGGAGACAGGCUCUCAGUAAACUGAGUCCUGUGCAUCCAGUGCACAGGAUGCUUCAACGCAGAGAGGUCCUGCAGACAACAGAACGAUACAUCAGCAGUGGCACGGAGUCCAGCGACUCAGACUCGGAAAUAAUCAGCCCCUACUUCCAUCCUCGUCUUUUCGGCAAAGUUCUGCGAUCCUCAGCACUGAAAGGAGGUCGGUAUUCCUCAGCCUGCCUCCAGUCAGAUGAAGCAGCUUCAUUUGAUCCAAAUUGUGCUGACAAGCUCAGACACUUGACGAUCUACACUGACUUCAUUUAG
Molecule: messenger RNA, 2106 nt
Organism: Hemiscyllium ocellatum (epaulette shark)
Lineage: Eukaryota; Metazoa; Chordata; Chondrichthyes; Orectolobiformes; Hemiscylliidae
Product: FERM domain-containing protein 7-like
Cellular component (GO): cytoskeleton
Molecular function (GO): cytoskeletal protein binding; guanyl-nucleotide exchange factor activity
Source: RefSeq, a predicted model, not a curated record